AUGCCACAUGACAUUUUUAUUUAUUAGAUUUUUCCUGAAAUUAUAAUUUUCAUUUUGAUUUAGUUGAUCGAUUGAUUUUGAAAAAAAAUCAUGAGUUAUGAAGAACAACAAUCAGAUGAAUUGGAUGCAUUGCAAGCAAUUUAUCCAACUGAAUUUACAUUGUUCAAUGAUAAUGGUAAUCGUUCGACAUUGGAUGAAAAUGAAUUACGAAAAUUUUCAAUAAAAAUAUCCAGUGAAUUUAAUGAAAAUGAUGAAGAUGAUUCUGAAUCGGAUAAAUAUGAACUUGAAUUAUUGUUUCGAUUGCCAAAAAAUUAUCCCGAUAUUGGACCUACGGUAGAGAUAUUAUCAUCAUCAACAAAUAUUGAAGAUUGUGAUGAAUUAGAAAUAAUGGAUAUACUGAACGAUAUGAUUGCCGAAAAUAUCGGUACGGUUAUGAUAUUUACAUUGGUUACACGUACAUCCGAAUGGUUGAAUCAAUUGAAACAAAGAAAAAUUUUUGAAAGAAAAGAAGCCCAACUAAAACGUAAACAAGAAAUCGAAGAAUUGGAAAGAAAAAAAUUCGAAGGAACACGUGUUACAGUUGAAACAUUCAUUGCAUGGAAAUUAAAAUUUGAUGCUGAAAUGGCUGAAUUAGCUGCCAGGAAAAAUAAAGAAAUGAAAAAAGAUGAUCCAAAUAAAUUGACCGGUAAAGAAAUGUUUUUACGUGAUAAAAAUCUUAUCGAUUCGGAUUUAAAUUUUGGCGAUAUUGUUGCCGGUUCAGAUGAUUUCGAUGAUGUUGAUGUUAAAGUGGAUGAAAGUUUAUUUCAAGCGGCAAAAGAUUCUGAUGAUAAUGAUGAUGAUGAUGUUGAUCAAGAAAUGAAUGUUGGCGAUAAUCAAACGAUUCCGGAAUCGAAUGAUGAUGAUAAUUCAGAGAAACAAGAUUCAGAAAAACAAAUGCGUACAUUAUUUAUUGGUAAUCUUCCAGCAAAUUUUCCCAUGAAAAACAUACCAUACAGGUUGAUUCACUUGAAAAUGAUCGUCAUUAUGAUCAUUCAAAAUCAUUAUUUUUAGGAAAUUUAUCAUUUAAAACUGCUUCGUGAAUUUUUCGACGAAUGUGGUGAAAUAAAAUCCGUACGUAUUGUACGUGAUUCCAAAACUGGUAUUGGUAAAGGAUUUGGUUAUGUAAAUUUUGCUGAUAAAGAUUCGGUUGUAUUGGCAUUGGAAAAAAAUGGACAAAUGUUGAAAAAUCGUGAAAUUCGUAUUAAACCAUAUCAAUAUAAUAAUCAAAAUGAUAAUAAUAAAUCAUCCAAUGAUAAAAAGAUUAAAAAAUUGAAGAAAAAACAUCAACCAAAAUCUGAUGAUGGUUUUCAAGGUGAAUUUGGUGUGAAAAAAUCAAAAAAUUUAACCAAAAAAUCCAAUAAAAAAAAUCGUCUGAAUGCAUCGAAAAUUCGUAAACAAAAGAAAACAAUUGCACAGAUUAUGAAUAAAAAAUAAGAAUUUUAUUUGUCGGUUUAAAAAAAAAAAAAUUCAAUAAAAAAUUUUUUUUCGUUUGUUUGAAA
Molecule: messenger RNA, 1538 nt
Organism: Dermatophagoides pteronyssinus (European house dust mite)
Lineage: Eukaryota; Metazoa; Arthropoda; Arachnida; Sarcoptiformes; Pyroglyphidae
Product: RWD domain-containing protein 1
Molecular function (GO): protein binding
Source: RefSeq, a predicted model, not a curated record